GCCUGGUGGAAGAGAAAAGGUCAGCUAGACAGUUCAACCCAUCCCCAAACCCGCAGUGGGCUCAAGCUGUCAGCGCGCCUACUGGUUAGAAAAACUCAAGUUUCGAUUUCCCCACAAUCAAGGAAUCCGGAGGAGUUAAAAGGGCUGACUCAAGCAGUUUCCUGCGACCAUUGGGAAACCCACACUGUAGCCAGGCUUCCUGCUCUAGGCCUACGACUGGAACACCACCCGAUCCAGACCUGCAGGAUUUGUACCAGACGCUGAGAGUUCCGGAAGGAAAAGAUUCGUGGCUGUUUGCAAGGUCUGCUUUUCAAGGCAGCCAGGGGAAGCAGAGCGAGUGAACUGAGUUCUUUCUGGCAGCUUGGAAGGGAUGAGAGCCCGGCAUAUGAAUAGAUCGAUUGGUAGAUGCAGACCGAUGGGCAGAGGAUGGAGAGCACUGGGAGACAGGACGAGAAGGGGACCAACAUGGAGACAAAUCCCUCCUCAGUGGUGUCACAGUCUCACCCAGACUUAGUCAUCCAUGUAAAAGAAGUGACUUUUGGGGAAGAAAACCGAAAGAAAAUGGACUCGAAGAAGAGAAAACGGGAGAAGACAAGCAUUGCAGUGGCUGCCUGUGCUCUGUUAAACUCCGGAGGUGGAGUGCUUGAGAUACAAAUGGCCAACAACAGUGAUCGUCCUGUGGAGAUGGGACUGGAUUUGGAAGAGUCCUUGAGAGAUCUUAUCCAGUCUUCUGAUCUUCAAGCUUUCUUCGAGACCCAGCAACGAGGGAACAAGUUUUACAUUUUUGUUAAGUCUUGGAGCUGCAGCCCUGAAGACAGUCCUGCUAAGCCCCGCAUUUGCAGCCAAAAUUCUUCCUUGUGCCGUAGAUCAGGAACAUCUGUGGUUACCAUUACUUCAACAGAGGCAUUCACAUUUCUAAAGGGUAAGAAGAGUACCAAGUGUAGUCUGUCUGAUGAAGGAGCUAUGCCUCAGAAUAGCCUUGAAUCAAAUCCUGCUUUUGAAAUUUUCCAAAGUAAGAAACUUGAAUAUGGUCAAACCUUGCUUUUCCCUGAAUCUGAAUCCAUAGAGUUUAAACAAUUCUCUACAAAAAACGCUCAAGACUAUAUAAAAAAUACAAUUCCAGAGUAUGUCUGUGCGUUUGCAAACAGCUAUGGAGGCUACCUUUUCAUUGGGGUGGAUGAUAAAAGCAAGAAGGUCCUGGGAUGCCCAAAAGACAAUGUUGACCGAAGCUCUUUGGAAACAGUGGCAAAUGAAGCAAUAUCCAAGCUACCAGUUUUCCAUUUUUCUUCAUGUAAAGAAGAGGUGUCUCAUGAGACCAGAGUCAUAGAUGUGUUUCACAAGGGGAAUUUGCAUGGUUAUCUCUGUGUGAUCAAAGUGGAGCCUUUCUGCUGUGCAGUGUUCUCCAAACCUCCCACUUCAUGGAUGGUGGACAAGAAGAAAGGUAUCUACAGCCUGACCACCAACCAAUGGGUAGACAUGAUGGUGGAUGCUGGUCCAGAGGCAGCUUCCAGUCAGCCAUCAGGUCUCCGUAACCUGUGUGAAGACUUUGAGUGUCAGCUGAGUCUCUCCAACAGCCCCCCAUGCUGCAGACCAGUAUAUUCUAAGAAAGGACUGGAGCAUAAAGCCGAUCUCCAAAAGCAUUUAUUUCCAGUGUCACCAGGAUGUUUGACAUAUACUCCUGGAUCCCUCUGGGGGGAGCUGGAGAAGAAUAAGAAACUAAAGGACUUAAUAAGCCAGCAAAUGCACUCUGUCCACUGUGGUUUGCUGAUCCUCUCUAGGAGCUGGGCUGUGGACCUGGACUUGGAGGAGAAGCAGGGAGUCAUCUGUGAUGCCCUGCUGAUUGCAGAGCAGAGCUCCCCCAUCCUCUACACCAUCCUUGAGCAGCAGGAUGAGGGGGGGCAGGACUACUGUACCCGCACCGCCUUUGCUCUCAAGCAGAAGCUAGUGAACACCGGUGGCUACACUGGGAGGGUGUGUGUCAUGACCAAAGUUCUUUGCCUGAGUUCCAAGAGCAAUGGAGACACCAGCGGGGAGUCAGCCCCUUCUAUAGAUUACCCACCCUCCUAUAACCUUGCAAACACCCAGGAAAUGGAAACCUUGCUGCAGGCCCUCGUGAUUGUCUUGCUCAACUUCAGAUCUUUCUUAAGUGACCAGCUUGGCUGUGAAGUUUUGAAUCUUCUCACAGCCCAACAGUAUGAGAUAUUCUCAAAAAAUCUCCGCAAACACAAGAAACUGUUUGUGCACGGCUUGCCGGGGUCAGGGAAGACAAUCAUGGCCAUGAAGAUCAUGGAAAAGAUCAGAAACACAUUCCAUUGUGAAGCAAAUAGAAUUCUCUACAUCUGUGAAAAUCAGCGUUUGAGGGACUUGAUCAGGGCAAAAAAUAUUUGCCAGGCAGUGACCCGGAAAGCUUUCAUGAAAGGCGAGUUUGAAACAAUCCAACACAUCAUUGUUGAUGAAGCCCAAAAUUUCUAUGCUAAAGAUGGUGACUGGUAUAAGAAAGCAAGACUCAUCACUCAGAAAAAGAAAACGCAUCACGGAAUUUUCUGGAUCUUUCUGGACUAUUUUCAGACCACCCACACUCAUAAGAGUGGCCUUCCACGUUUUUCAAGCCAGUAUCCAAAGGAUGAGCUCACAAGAGUGGUACGCAAUGCAGAUAAAAUAGCCGAGUUCUUACAAGAGGAGUUACAGAUAAUCAGAAAUAAACCUUCACGAAAGAUCUCUGCUGGGGCUCUGGAGAUACUCAAUGAACUUACCUGGGCUAGCGGCGUAUCAGGCAGCUGUAAGCUCAGAUACUUGAGCUUGAAAGAAAUGGUGAGCUAUGUAGCAGAAGAAUGCAAUAAUUUCCUGAGGAAUGGCUAUUCUCCCCAUGAGAUCGCUGUGCUUUUCAGCACAGAAAAGGAAAAGGAUACAUAUAAAGAUAAGUUCCUGAGCGGAAUGAGGAAGAGGAGAGUGUCUCAGGUGGAUGAUACAUUUGUCUAUUCUACUGACAUGUUUGACAGCAUCCGUCGAUUCUCGGGCCUGGAAAGAAGCAUCGUGUUUGGUAUUGAUCCCCAUGCAGGUGAGCAGAGCAUUUCCAGAAACCUAUUGCUCUGCUUAGCUUCCAGAGCAAGGAAACAUCUGUAUAUUCUGAGGUUUUCUGAUGAGUCCACCCAUCAGUGUAACUCAGUAGCUUGAAUGGGAUGCAUGAGGUCCUAGGUUCAUUCACUGGUGAUAGGAAAGCAAAACCUAAUUGAGGCCCUUCAGUGCAAGAGGAAAGAUAAAAAUGCAACAAAACUCUUGUCCUGUAGUUUCAGAAAAUGCUAACAAAAAGAUUACCCGUGGACACUGGAACUAACUGUGGAUCUGAUGCUGAAAGCAAAGUUGAAGAAGAAUAACAAAACAAUGUACACAUGACACACGCUGUGAAAAUACUGAAAUCACAAGGAUUGAAACUAUAGACAAAAACAAUACAAUAUAGUAAGCUAUAUCCUAUUUUAAAAACAGACUUCCAUUUUAAAUUGGUAAAUACAUUUAUGAAAAUUAAAUGUAUUUACAAGGAUAAAGGCUAAAAACAUACCAGGCUCCAAAGAGAAAAUAUUGGCCCACCCAGUACCUAGCAGCACCAGCCAUUAAUGUAAGCAGAGGUUCAGUAUGGUUUCUUAUGGGAGAGAGACAGACAGACAGAAUUGUAACACACACACACACACACACACACACACACACACACACACACACACACACACACAUAAAGACCCAGAGACUCAUAUUGAGGUUCAAACUUCAAGCUGAAGAUCAGAAAAGCAAAGCAGUCAGCCACGCUGAAAAGGCUGAUCCACAGAGGAGCUCUUUACCAACUCUCAAACUGCUGCUCUCCUCAGUGUGGCUGGAGAAUGAAUGCCUCUCUGAAACCAAGCUUCUGUCUUACAUACUUCCCUAAUGUUGGGAUUAAAGGUGUAAGCUAUAA
Messenger RNA from Mesocricetus auratus (golden hamster), 3943 nucleotides. It is a transcript of the gene Slfn11, whose product is annotated as schlafen family member 11. Bases 406 to 3174 code for a protein of 922 amino acids. The record is from RefSeq and is a predicted model, not a curated record. The transcript has 6 exons. NCBI's taxonomy places the organism in Eukaryota, Metazoa, Chordata, Mammalia, Rodentia, Cricetidae. Gene Ontology annotation, molecular function: tRNA binding. Gene Ontology annotation, biological process: defense response to virus.